UGAGAACGGAUUCAAAGAAGCUUACCUUGGUUGGAUGCAUUGUGUUGUUGGCGGGGAGUCCUGGCAUUCGGAGGCGUGCUUCUGGUUGUUUGUUGAUUCGCGAUACAUGAGAAGAACUGCUUUUAAGGGCUGAUUGAUGCUACAGACCAAGGUGCCGAAAGACAUAGGUGAAGAGAAACUCGACUUGAAGAAGUACCUUCCGAGUGUAUUCCGGCAGGCCAUAUUUGAAUAUAAGUAGAACAGCUGGCUACACCAAGCAUAGAAUAGUUUUUCUUUAUUGAUAGGAAGGAGGUGUCGACGACUUGAAUCUUAAGAAAUUGAUGCACUCGAAAAACGUAUGAGACUCCACUUGGCUUCUCCACAUUUUCCAUAUAGUUGAUCGCAGAAGAUGUAUCGGUACUUGAGCGUUCUGUUGAGUAAGCUCAAGACCGUUUCCCUUUCCAAUUUCACGUUGCCUGCACAGCAUCCCAAUUACCUCGUUCCCCUCCACCGAACACGACCCCCUUUCUGCCCUGCCCUAUUCCCGAAAAGUACCACGUUACACAACCCCCGCACUAUCCGUUCCACGCAUGACCUUCGCCCGUACCUACCCUCGCCUACCCAUCUCCAGCCUUCAUCAUCACAUCUCACAUCUCACAACAUCUCUCCUUUUGUUCCAAAAACCAAACACCUUCCUGAAAGCCUAGACGGAGCACAUCUCCCAAACCCCCAAUGCCUUCCUCGGUCACACAUGCAAGCUCUCCUCCAUCACGCAAUUCCCCCAUCCGCUCAUCACCGGAGCAAGCCCUCCAAGCUUUCCUCCAAUUCAAACCAACGAUACGAGGAUGAACCCCCCCCUUCCCGGGCGCGCCAUUCAUUCAAGCGCCGACAAAACUCGAGAACUGACAAAAGAGGAAAAAGGACAUGCCCACAAAACGCUAGCACCAAUGCGAUGGAAACGCGGAGAAGGAAAACCUGGGGUAACACAACAUGAGCAUGAGCAUGGGCAUCCGGAUCUCGAUCUCUCGUGUCCGAGUCCGUCCGUGUGCUGUGUAACCCUCCCCAGCCGCCGAGCGUGGAAGCCCACUCGGCCACAGCGGACUUCGCCGGCUGGAUGCCGAUAAUGAUACGAUGGUCUGAUUUCUAUACCAGAGAGAGAGACAAAAAGGUGGAGU
Messenger RNA from Hyaloscypha bicolor E, 1154 nucleotides. RefSeq lists its product as uncharacterized. The transcript is spliced from 2 exons. NCBI's taxonomy places the organism in Eukaryota, Fungi, Ascomycota, Leotiomycetes, Helotiales, Hyaloscyphaceae. The record is from RefSeq and is a predicted model, not a curated record. Bases 389 to 973 code for a protein of 194 amino acids.